Messenger RNA from Daucus carota subsp. sativus, 3134 nucleotides. Its product is annotated as E3 SUMO-protein ligase SIZ1. The record is from RefSeq and is a predicted model, not a curated record. NCBI's taxonomy places the organism in Eukaryota, Viridiplantae, Streptophyta, Magnoliopsida, Apiales, Apiaceae. The transcript is spliced from 17 exons. Bases 249 to 2831 code for a protein of 860 amino acids. Gene Ontology annotation, molecular function: zinc ion binding.
ACCCGGAUGUGGUUGCCUACAUUAAACCCUAUUUUAUAAUCGCCCGCACGUCCGUUUCGCAGCAGCAAAACCUCGCCAACAUAUAUAUUCUUAUUUCACUUGUAAAACCCUCCAAGCGACACGCCACGCACUCAUCAAUUGAUUAUGUUUCGGAGCGGUGAUUGCCUGUUUUGAUUGGAUUGGUUGCCGAUUGUAAUCCGGUUGGGCGGAGGCAAGGGGCUUUUUUUUUUCGCAUUUUCGAAACGGAUAUGGAUUUCGAGUUAAGUUCCAAGGAUAAAUUAGCAUAUUUUCGGGUAAAAGAGCUCAAGGAUGUUUUGACGCAUCUCGGUUUAUCCAAGCAAGGAAGGAAGCAGGACCUACUUGACAGGAUAUUGACAACUAUCUCCGACGAACAAGCAGUUCCCGGAAUGCUGGCCAGGAAGGAGGUGGUAACAAAACUUAUAGAUGACACUUACAGAAAAAUGCAGGUGUCUAGUGCAACAACCGAUUUAGAGUCGAAAGGGACGGCUAUUUCGGAUAGCAGUAGUGUGAAGCGUAAAGAACCUGAGGAUAAUCAUCAGAUAGAGAAGAUUCGCUGUCCCUGUGGUAGCUCAUUGCGGAAUUCAUUGAUUCAGUGUGUGGACUCAAGAUGCAAUAUAUGGCAGCAUCUAGGCUGCGUCAUUAUUCCGGAGAAAUCUAUGGAAGGUGUUGUACCAGUUCCACCAGAGACCUUCUACUGUGAACUCUGUAGACUAAGUCGUGCGGACCCAUUCUGGGUGACAGUUGCACAUCCUUUAUAUCCUGUGAAAUUGAAUACUUCAAAUUUUCCAACUGACGGUACCAAUCCAGUUCAGAGCAUUGAAAAAACAUUUCAACUCACAAGAGCGGACAAAGACUUGUUGGCAAAGCCAGAGUAUGAUGUUCAGGCAUGGUGUAUUCUUCUUAAUGACAAGGUUUCAUUUAGACUUCAAUGGCCACAAUAUGCAGAUCUGCAGGUUAAUGGUGUGCCCGUGCGAGUAAUAAAUAGACCAGGCUCGCAAUUGUUAGGGGCCAAUGGUCGUGAUGAUGGCCCUGUUAUAACUCCUUGCACCAAAGACGGAGUUAAUAAGAUUUCCUUAACAGGAUGUGACGCUCGACUGUUUUGUAUGGGCGUCAGAAUUGCAAGGAGACGUACGGUUCAACAGAUUCUCAGUCUGAUUCCAAAGGAAUGUGACGGUGAGCGAUUUGAGGAUUCUCUUGCCCGUGUUCGUCAAUGCGUUGGUGGAGGAGCUGCCACAGAGAAUGCUGAUAGUGACAGUGAUAUUGAAGUUGUUGCUGAUUCUAUACUGGUGAAGCUGUGCUGCCCUAUGAGUGGCUUAAGGAUGAAGGUCGCCGGAAGAUUUAAACCUUGUUUGCACAUGGGAUGCUUUGAUCUGAAUGUUUUUGUGGAAAUGAACCAACGAACUAGAAAGUGGCAAUGCCCCAUUUGUCUUAAGAAUUAUUCUCUGGAGAAUAUCAUUAUUGACCCAUAUUUUAAUCGCAUUACUUCAAAGAUGCAAACUUGUGGAGAAGAGGUAACAGAGAUUGAAGUGAAGCCUGAUGGUUCUUGGCGUGUGAAGCCAGUAAAUGACCGAAGGUGUCUUGGGGAUCUUAAACAAUGGCACUUUCCUGACGGCAGUCUCUGCCUGGAGACAGUUGAGGAAGCUAUCUCUAAGUCUGAAAUAAUUAAACAAGUCAAAGAGGAAUGCCCUUCAGGAGGCCAUAUUGGUUUAAAGCUUGGAAUCAAGAAGAACAAAAAUGGCAUCUGGGAAGUCAGCAAAACUAAUGACUCCUCUGUGAGUAGACGACAAGAUAACAUAGAAAACAUUGGUCAUAUUAUUAUGAGCAGCAGUAUCACUGGUAGUGGUAGGGAUGGUGAAGAUGCCAGUGUUAAUCAGGAAGGGGGCUCGACAAAUAAUGGAAUUGAGCUAGACUCUGUUCCUGCCAAUGUUGGGCCAAUAUAUGAAUUCACAGGCCAAAUUCAGAAUGCACCAGCAGGGGAUGCAGAUGUUAUUAUCCUCAGUGAUUCGGAAGAAGAAAACGAACCCAUUAUCUCUUCUGUCCCAAUAUCUAAGAGCACCGGGACAAAUGCUGGAUUUACAUAUGAAAUUCCUGCACAGGCAGUUCCUGAUUCUUAUCUCGAAAAUUCUGCCCUUGGCCCUGACGGAGGUUCACAUCUGGGAUAUUUCAGUAAUAAUGACGAUGAAUUCGGGCUGCCUUUACUCUCUGCUGAUCAGUUAUUUGGACCUGAACCAGAUAUCUCAGAUGCCAUGCUUGAUCUGCCGCGUGAUUCGCUUCCAAUGAUGGAUUGCUACUCACUGAAUGCUGAAACUGCAUCGGGUUCAUCUUCUAUUCUCCCCGACUCUUCUCUUCAUAAUUCUAGAGCUGAUUUAAAUGAUAGCCUGGUCGAUAAUCCUUUAGUGUUUGGUAACGAUGAUCCUUCUCUUCAAUUGCAUAGUUCAAGGCCUGCAGAUUCGGCAGUACAGGCUGGUAUGAAUGACCAACCAAUAAUGUCCAAUAAUAUUCCUACUGAGGAUUGGAUUUCCCUGAGGGUAGGGAAUUGUCGCGGCAGAGUUUAUGAUGAACCUCCACCUGUAAUUGGAUCAAGUUCACAGAAGCAGUUACACUCUAAAGAAGGUGCUUUGGCUUCAUUGGCCAACACAGCCUCUUUGCUUUCUGAUACGAAUGACAAUAGAUCUUCUAACCUCCCUACAAAUGGCAGUACGCCCGCAAAGACAAGUAGGCAAGAAUCAGGUGACCCAUUCACAUUUCCUCGACAACGGCGUUCUGUAAGACAGAGACUCUAUCAUUCUGUUGAGUCGGAAUCCGAGUAAAGCGCUCUGUCAAUGUGCAACAAAUUUUCUCACCGCUGCCUUUUGAUAUGUUACAACCCCUGGGCUGCUAAUAUUGUGAUAUAACUAGAGUUAGCAGUUGGACUGUCCGAUGACUUGUAAUGUUCAAGCCUGAAAAGAUUUUAAAUUUGUCAAUGAGAGGCCUGAAAAGGAAUUGGGCAAAGUAGAACUAUGAAAAUAUCUGCAGUUAUCAAGAUAGGUAGAGCCCAAGCAAAUGUAUUUUAUUGUGAGCUUUUAACCUAUUUAAUCUUUUUAAUUUUGUAUAUGUACAGGUAUCUUGUUAUC